This is a messenger RNA of Carcharodon carcharias (great white shark), 3732 nucleotides long. RefSeq names its product Ras and Rab interactor 3 (gene rin3). The record is from RefSeq and is a predicted model, not a curated record. Gene Ontology annotation, cellular component: cytosol; endocytic vesicle. Bases 254 to 3115 code for a protein of 953 amino acids. Gene Ontology annotation, biological process: vesicle-mediated transport; signal transduction. The transcript is spliced from 10 exons. Lineage: Eukaryota; Metazoa; Chordata; Chondrichthyes; Lamniformes; Lamnidae. Gene Ontology annotation, molecular function: small GTPase binding; guanyl-nucleotide exchange factor activity.
UGAGAUCCCCCGUUUGUUCACAGAACACAGGAAGUCAAUGAAAGAGAACCCACAGCAUACGCCUUCCUGUACUUCUGCUGUAUAUUAUUACUGUUUAAAGGCUGCAUAGUCCAACGCCAUCUUUCUGGCUGGGAGGAAAAGUGUGUUAUUCUUUUCACAAAAUGUGGAGCCCUUGUGUAGUUUGGAAACUAGAGUGCUUAAGUCAGUGUGCUUCUUAAAUGGGUCUGCACAGCGGAGCUGAUCGAGGGAAACGAUGAUGAAGAAAACAUCUGGACAAGAAGUGGAAACUGGAGACAUGCCAGGCCCACUGCUAGGUACGAAAGAUGAAUGCGGACAGCCUCUCACACCUCCUGUCCCUUCACUGCCGUUACCACUUCCAGGUAUCAGUAUCCUGGAUAAACUCAUAAGGACUUGUCCAGUGUGGCUUCAGCUCAACAUCAGGAUGGAAAAAGUCACAGAAAUACUCCACAACGAACCACUAGGGAGAUUCAUGGUGAGCAAAGAUUGCACCCUCUCAAAUAUGGUUCUCUCUGUGAAUUUUCCUGGAUUUGAUGGAGCCCCUAACAUCCAAGACUACUCAAUAAAGGAGGACAAAUCGAUUAUGUACUUGGAUGGCUCCUUAUUGGUGUUUGAAGAUAUCUUCAAAAUGGUGGCAUUCUAUUGCGUGAGCAGGGAUAUACUGCCAUCCACACUGGUUUUGCCCCAAGCAAUAGCAGAAGCAACAAACUCUGAAGAACUGCAAGUCAUCUCACAUCUGGGAAUAGAUUUCUGGAAUUCAUAUGUAAACAAAAGAUACGAAGAAGAAACUUUUUCUGUUUUGAAAGACUUGAACGUCGUUAAUAAUCAGACUGAUAACCACCAAACAACUCAGCGUUUGCCCACUGAUAAGAAACAAUGUUCAUGUGAGAUUGAGUUGUCAGCAGGAAAUGACAAAUUGUGGUUUGUCAAUCCUGUAUUUAUAAAAGAAUACUGCAGCACUGCCCCUUCAACAGAGACAUCAGCAGAGCAAAGCUCAAACUCUACAAACAACAAGGAUCUGAAAGUGAGGAGACCUCCUCCAAUCCCUCCCCGACCAAAGGCAUCAGAACUGAUUGCUCUGAUACCUGAGAGCUGCAGAGGGGGAAACCAGCUACUGCACGGCGGAGAGCUCAAGAAAAACAGUGAAUGCAUUAAUUUCGGAAGGGACCAUGAAAAUCUAAUAGACUUGUCACAGGGGAAGGAAGAAAUUGAAAUCAGUGCGGACAACAUGGGAACUCCAAAUCGUGACAGGUUCCCACCAGUUCCACCAAGGCGUCGGCCAUCAGAAAAGCAACCGACAGACAUUAACAGCAGCCAGACUGAGGAGACAAUCAAAGAACUUGAAGAAGUGGCACAAAGCCGUGAUACUACACGGAAUGAUAGGUCACCAGUUGAAGCCUACAUCAAGUCUACAGCGAUUGAACACCAGGAAUUGCUGAGUGAAAAGCCGCAGAGUAUAGAUGAUAAUCUUAAUUUCACCUCCGACGGGUCCAGUGCUGAGCAAAAGAAGCAGGCAUGUCAGUCUACACCUGUUGCACCUCCAAGAAGAAAGAAAAUGUCCAACCGAAUUGCCAGGGAAGAAACCAAACAAGAACACUGUACCACACAUCAGCAAAAUAAAGCAUUGAAGAUAGAUAAGUUAGAUACAAUAAGGGAUCAACCAGAAGAUGCCUCUGACUCCUCAGUCCAGAGUGAAUGUGUGCAAUCAUGUAACUUCACAGAUUUGAAAAUAGUUGAUGGGUCGUUGUACUCUCCUGAUUGUAAAGUACUGACUCCUGUUUCAGAAGCAGAUUCUUACUCUACCAGCAGCACAGAGGAAGAGCAAGAUCUAGGGAUCACACAUUCACGAACCAAGAAGCACCGGCACUCGAUGAUGUUGGACAAGGCGAAAAACAGACUGUCAAUAGUGGCAUUAAGCAAUGUUUUGAAUGCUUUCCGUUCAACAGACAGAAAAAUUCAGAAGAAAAUAACAGAGCUGGCUCAAGAGAAGGAGUCAUACUUUGGCCAUCUGGUCCAGGAUUAUAAAGCCUACGCAUUGGAAGUGAUGGGAAAUCAUACCUCAAGCACAGAAAUGCUGCAGGAGAUUCGGCAGAUGAUGACACAGCUCAAGAGCUAUUUAUUGCAAAGUACAGAGCUGACCUUAAUGGUAGAUUCAUCCUAUCAGUCGGAAGAAAAACUGGAAGCUGUCGUGGAAGCAGCAUUGUGUAAAUGUGUUCUCAAAUCAUUAAAAGACAAUAUCAACAUCCAGCUAAAGGAAAUUCAUUCCAAAAAUGGCAAUCUGAAACUCUUGAAAGAAAACCAACAGAUUGUGCAAAACACAACCACCACUGAUUUGGGCGUAACUACCAGCGUACCCGAAGUUAGCCUUUUGGAGAAAAUACAUCAGAAGUUCAGCACUAUGCACCGGGCUUAUUCACCAGACAAGAAGGUCACCUAUCUGCUCAAGGCCUGCAAGCUGAUUUAUGAUUCGAUGGCAGUUGGAAAUACCGCAAAGUCACAUGGAGCUGAUGAUUUCCUCCCUGUGUUAAUGUAUGUGCUUGCCAGGAGUAACCUGACGUCAUUGCUUCUGGAUGUGGAAUAUAUGAUGGAGCUACUUGAUCCUUCACUACACUUGGGAGAAGGAUAUUAUUAUUUAACAACUACCUACGGCGCCUUAGAACAUAUCAAACACUAUGAUAAACACACUGUCACUCGCCAACUUAGUCAUGAGGUCCAGGAUUCAAUCCACCAGUGGCAAAGGAGACGAACUCUGAACAUGAAACAACUGUCCAGGUCAUCAAUGCAGGAUUUCCUGAGUGUCUCCUUCUUAGAGAUUGGAUCCGACGUCAAAACAUUUGCCGUGAACUCAGAGACAACCGCAGAGAAGCUGUCCAGCCUGUGUGCCGAAAAGUUUGGCAUGGCCGAGGCCGAGGACUACUACUUGCAUCUGGUACUGGAAGAGAAGAGCCUGCAGCUGGCUGCCGACGCAAUGCCUCACCGCCUCAAGAACCUCCUCCAGAAGGGCCAGCCGCGAAAAGACUAUUAUUUUAUAUACAAGCAGGUAGACCAGGCGCAGCAAACAACAAACCCACCGAUAAAGAACCUCCCAUCUUUCUGACUUAUUUUUAACCGUGUUAGGCUGCUGGGGGGUGGGGGGGCAGAUGGAUUUCUCCCUCCCCUCUGGGAAUCCAAAGGAAAAGUCGCAGGAUGCUUGAAAUCCAGAAAGAAAGCAGGAAAUCCUGGAAAUUGACAGCAGUUCAGUGCGCAUCUGAAAGGGGGAAUAAUAUAAAUUCAUGGUUCAAAUCUGACCCUUCAUUAGGACUUCAAUAUAUUUUCCUAAAAUUAUUAAUUUCACUUGAUAGCGUUGGAUUAUAAUUAUCUGAUCUUUUUAUCCUGAAGUAAACUGUUGUUAUGCCACUCUCUGAUGUAGGUAAUGCUGUCUUUUUAAAGCAACCUAAUUCUUGAAAUGAAUCAGAUGAAUGUUAAACUUUGAGGUUAAUUUAGAACGUAUGAAAUAUUCCUGUUUUUCAGUAUUUUGGACUAUUUUUAAACUAGUACUAUUUAUACAUUUUAUAAUGAAUGUAAAUACAUUUGUCUUUUGAGGCUAUACUUUUUCCAUCAUCAUUAGUGUAAAUGGCAACUCAUCAGAGGGAGCCUUUGAGAGUUUGCUAAAGGUAGGCGUGACUAUAUUAAAACGCAUUAAAGGGACAGUGUGCGAAACACAUUUUAAGCUUU